Zalophus californianus (California sea lion) is the source of this 2595-nucleotide messenger RNA. Its product is annotated as V-type proton ATPase 116 kDa subunit a3-like. The transcript has 2 exons. Gene Ontology annotation, biological process: proton transmembrane transport; vacuolar acidification. Gene Ontology annotation, molecular function: ATPase binding; proton-transporting ATPase activity, rotational mechanism. The record is from RefSeq and is a predicted model, not a curated record. Lineage: Eukaryota; Metazoa; Chordata; Mammalia; Carnivora; Otariidae. Gene Ontology annotation, cellular component: plasma membrane; vacuolar proton-transporting V-type ATPase, V0 domain; vacuolar proton-transporting V-type ATPase complex. Bases 43 to 2529 code for a protein of 828 amino acids.
CGCAGAGCUGAGCGGCGGCGCGUGCGGCCGACCCUGGGGACCAUGGGCUCCAUGUUCCGGGGUGAGGAGGUGGUGCUGGUCCAGUUCUUCCUGCCCACAUCUGCUGCCUAUUCCUGUGUGAGCCAGCUUGGCGAGCUGGGUCUCGCGGAGUUCAGAGACCUCAAUGCCUCGGUGAGCGCCUUCCAGAGACGCUUCGUGGGGGAUGUUCGGCGCUGCGAAGAGCUGGAGAAAACCUUCAUGUUCCUGCAGGAGGAGGUGCGGCGGGCUGGGCUGGUGCUGCCCCCACCCGAGGGGAGACUGCUGGCACCCCCGCCCCGUGACCUGCUGCGCAUCCAGGAGGAGACGGAUCGCCUGGCCCGGGAGCUCCGGGACGUGCGGGGCAACCAGCAGUCCCUGCGGGCCCAGCUCCACCAGCUGCAGCUGCACUCCGCCGUGCUGGGCCAGGGCCACCACCUCCCGUUGGCAGCCGCCCCCAUGGAUGGGCUCUUGGAAAGAAGCCCCCUGCUCCAGCCCCCAGGGGGGCCCCACCAGGACCUGAGAGUCAAUUUUGUGGCAGGGGCUGUGAAGCCCACCAAGGCCGCUGCCCUGGAACGCCUGCUCUGGAGGGCCUGCCGGGGCUUCCUCAUCGCCAGCUUCAGGGAGACGGAGCAGCAGCUGGAGGACCCGGUGACGGGUGAGCCUGCCACGUGGAUGACCUUCCUCAUCUCCUACUGGGGCGAGCAGAUUGGGCAGAAGAUCCGCAAGAUCACAGACUGCUUCCAUUGCCACGUGUUCCCGUUCGUGGAGCAGGAGGAGGGCCGCCUCGGAACCCUGCAGCAGCUGCAGCAACAGAGCCUCGAGCUGCAGGAGGUCCUGGGGGAGACGGAGCGCUUCCUGAGCCAGGUGCUGGGCCGGGUGCAGCAGCUGCUGCCGCCGUGGCAGGUGCAGAUCCGCAAGAUGAAGGCGGUGUACCUGGUGCUCAACCAGUGCAGCAUGAGCGCCACGCACAAGUGCCUCAUUGCCGAGGGCUGGUGCGCCUCCAGCGACCUGCCCACCCUGCAGCAGGUGCUGCAGGACAGCUCGAGUGAGGCGGGUGUGAGCGCCGUGGUUCACCGCAUCCCCUGCCGGGAAAUGCCCCCCACACUCAUCCGUACCAACCGUUUCACGGCCGGCUUCCAAGGCAUCGUGGACGCCUACGGCGUGGGCCGCUACCAGGAGGUCAACCCCGCGCCCUACACCAUCAUCACCUUCCCCUUCCUCUUCGCCGUGAUGUUCGGCGACGUGGGCCACGGGCUGCUCAUGUUCCUCUUCGCCCUGGCCAUGGUGCUCGCGGAGAACCGGCCAGCCGUGAAGGCGGCGCAGAACGAGAUCUGGCAGACCUUCUUCAGUGGCCGCUACCUGCUGCUGCUCAUGGGGCUGUUCUCCGUCUACACCGGCUUCAUCUACAACGAGUGCUUCAGCCGCGCCACCACCAUCUUCCCCUCGGGCUGGAGCGUGGCGGCCAUGGCCACCCAGUCCGGCUGGAGCGACGCGUUCCUGGCCGAGCACCCGCUGCUCACCCUGGACCCCGCAGUCAGCGGUGUCUUCCUGGGACCCUACCCCUUCGGCAUUGACCCCGUCUGGAGCCUGGCCGUUAACCACCUGACCUUCCUCAACUCCUUCAAGAUGAAGAUGUCUAUCAUCCUUGGGGUCACCCACAUGACCUUUGGGGUGGUUCUGGGAGUCUUCAACCACGUGCACUUUGGCCAGUGGCACCGGCUGCUCCUGGAGACGCUGCCCGAGCUGAUCUUCCUGCUGGGGCUCUUUGGCUACCUCGUCUUCCUGGUCAUCUACAAGUGGUUGUGCUGCUCAGCCACCAGCGCUGCCUCAGCCCCCAGCCUCCUCAUCCACUUCAUCAACAUGUUCCUCUUCUCCCACAGCCCCACCAACCAGUCCCUCUUCCCCGGGCAGGAGGGGGUGCAGUCUGCACUGGUGGUCCUGGCCCUGGCCACCGUGCCCGUCCUGCUGCUCGGCACACCCCUGUUCCUGCGCUGGCAGCACCGCCGCUCACUGAGGCCCACUGGCCGCCAGCCGGAAGAGGACAAGUCCGGGAUUCUGGACUCCUCCGAUGCCUCCGUGGCUGGCUGGGGCUCUGAUGAGGAGAAAGUGGGGUGCCUGGGGGACAGAGAGGAGGCCGAGUUUGUGCUGUCCGAGGUGCUCAUGCACCAGGCCAUCCACACCAUCGAGUUCUGCCUGGGCUGCAUCUCCAACACAGCCUCCUACCUGCGUCUCUGGGCCCUGAGCUUGGCCCACGCCCAGCUGUCGGAGGUCCUGUGGGCCAUGGUGAUGCGCGUGGGCCUGCGCAUGGGCCAUGAGCUGGGCGUGGCGGCCGUGGUGCUGGUCCCCAUCUUUGCCGCCUUCGCCGGGUUGACCGUGGCCAUCCUGCUGGUGAUGGAGGGGCUCUCGGCCUUCCUGCACGCACUGCGGCUGCACUGGGUAGAGUUCCAGAACAAGUUCUACUUAGGCAGUGGCUACAAGCUGAGCCCCUUCACCUUCGCGGAGGAGGACUAGCGCCCACCUGUGGCCACGCCCAGGCCCCUGCCCUUACCUACGGAGACAAGAAAUAAAGAUGGACUA